Peronospora matthiolae is the source of this 1155-nucleotide messenger RNA. The record is from the annotation of a GenBank genome assembly. Lineage: Eukaryota; Oomycota; Peronosporomycetes; Peronosporales; Peronosporaceae.
AUGAAUAUGUUGGAUGAUGAAGAUGACCAAAGCUUUCACGCUACGCGUGACGGCUACUCCCAUUUGAGCGAUGUCGAAUGGGAUGCGGUUGAACGAAUGGGUUCGACCAUGGGCAUCCAUGCUGUUAGCGUCAUGCUAGAGGCUCUCAAUAGAGAUGCCCAACAUGCUACUAUCGCCAAGUUCAUUCAAAAUGAACUUGACGCAGAACGCGAGAAAGUAGCCUUGCUUCACCAACAAGGUUCUCAACAAGCAGAGUUGUUGAGAGAACAGGGUGCUCAACAGUUUGAACUGUUGAGACAGCAGCAAGCUGCUGCUGGCGGGUCGAUGCACUCGCGUCGGCCCGAGACUUUGAAGAUUGACAUCUCAAAGUAUAGGGGGGUCGAAGAAGACUCCCUCUUGAGAUGGUUCGUCGAAUUGGAUGACGCCAUAAGGGCGCGUCGCAUCGACGACGGGGAUAUGCAAGUUGCAUUUGCCCAAUCAAAUCUGGCAGGACGUGCCAAGACUUGGGCACUGGGGCUCAAGCUGCACGACCCAUAUGCGUUUGGGUCGUUGGAAGUCUUCAAGUCGCGGCUCAGACAAACGUUUGAACCGCCUAGAGCUGAGUUCAGGGCUCGAACCGAACUCUUGAAGCUCAAGCAGGGUAAGCGUGAUGUGCACGCUUACGCUCAACAUAUACGACAUCUCACGAGUUGUAUAAGUUCCAAUCCGGUGGAUGAACACACGUUGGUUUCGGUGUUCAUGCAGGGUCUUGCGGAUGGUCCCGUCAAGACUCACCUGUUCCGGCUUGAACUAGAUUCACUAGAACAAGCCAUUUCCAUUGCGGAGCAGGAAGACUUCAGUCUGAGACAGGCUCGCGCCAGCUCGACAUCAUAUCGUCAACCGAGACGAUAUGACAACGGAGGUCCAGAGCCGAUGGAACUCUGUUAUGUAGAGAGCGAGAAGGUUCGCUCUACAGGCUACAAGAAGUUGCAGAGAUGCAACAGAUGUCAGAAGACAGGACACUACGCUUACGAGUGUAGUGCCCCUCGUCCAGUGUCUCGCGACACUGGGCGUAGUGACCGUCCACCCAUGAGAAAGGGGCAGGGACGAGGGUCCGCAGUUGGUGCAAAGACGCAACAACGGGAUGGACCGUCAAAAAACGGACAGGAUCAGUAG